AUGGCUAAGCCAGAAAUUCUCACCGGUAGCCAGAGUAUGAACAGCAUCCUGAAUAGCCCUUUGCUUAAAAAAUCUGGCUCAACCAAUUUCCGGGUAAAAAAAUUACUCGAUCCAGAUUAUUCCGAUUUCCUAAACUCACUGAGUAAUUUGCCAAAGCCCGAAAACGAGGUAAUGAUUUUAAACCGCAAAAAAUGUUAUGCAUGCUCACCUGGGCAUAAAAGGGCUGCCUCAUUUCAAGGAAUGUUGCAAUGCAAGUUGAGAGACGAGAUGCCUUAUUAUGUUUUUAGCAUCGAAAAUACAACGGAUAUCUAUGCUGCUAGCCUGUUGAAAGUCGAGCCAUCAGGUGAUAAUGGUUUUGACUAUAUUUACGAUUUCUGCUCCAAUGUAAAAAGAAAGAAAGAACUUGGUGAUCAAGAAAUCGAGCUUCAAAGCCUUUGCACGAUGAAAGUUUCGACCUCGAUCACGUUAUGUCCGAAUAGUUCAACGGAAGUUAAGGAGACUAGGUUUGUUGUGUCUCUUUCUAGUGAGGAUCGUUGUAUAAAUGAGCUGAAAAUCUCGCAUCAUUAUAGGAAAAGGAGGCAAAGAUUGGUGAGUAAGGUGACAAAAGUUUUCAGAUCAUUUGACCAGAGAACUUCUGGUGCCAUUUUCGAGGAUUCUACUUGGGACCCAUGUGAAAGUGAAAACGAGUAUGUGCAGAAGCUAGAAAUCGCUGCCAUUAUAGUUAAGGACACGUUCAAGAAUAAUAGUAGUGAUGAGGAUAUCAUCGGUGGGUGGGGGUUGAAGUUCUUGAAAAAAUGGGGAAAGGAUAUGCCGUUAAAGACGAUUUUGCCCAUGGGGAAUUGCUCAACAAGUUUUGAUGUUUUGAUUCCAGCUGGUAUUCAUGGUGGGCCGAAAACGGGAGGAAUUGGGCCUGCAAAUCUCGUCGAGAGGUGGAUUUCCGGUGGCGUUUGUGACUGUGGCGGCUGGGAUUUGGGCUGCCCACUAAAGGUUCUCAACAUGAGGCCCACUGGUGCAAAUUCGUAUAGUAUGGGGGACUGCAAGUCAAUUGAUCUAUUUAUGCAGGGACCAAAACAAGAUGUGCCAAUAUUCAGAAUGACAAUGAUUCAGGAUGGUUUGUACUGUAUCCAUUUCCAGACGACUCUGUCUACUUUGCAGUCGUUCGCCAUUGCUGCUGCAAUUAUUCAUACUCAAAGUCUUGUUCAUCGGUAG
This is a messenger RNA of Striga asiatica, 1209 nucleotides long. Lineage: Eukaryota; Viridiplantae; Streptophyta; Magnoliopsida; Lamiales; Orobanchaceae. The record is from the annotation of a GenBank genome assembly.